AUGACCAAGCUUGGUCAUUUCUCGGGAGAACCGGGCUAUCGGAAAGUAUCAAUAACACAUCAUCACGGCCUACGAGUUUGCUCCACAUGUAUGCGUUUGACCGAGGCAUCAUAUGAGAACUUCUCUAGCCUCAAUGGAUCAAAAACGACGGAGUCCCAUUCAACACCUUCCCAGUUGGAUAUUUACAUGGCCACAACCAUGCCCGCCGCUGCGCACCGGCAAGACAAGAUCUCGGGUGUCGUCACGGAAAUUCCAGUAGCAGGCUACUGGUCGCCGGGAAAGACGAUGGAAGAGCAAGAGCGGCGAUGGCGUGGACGGCAACAUCAACAACAACGCCCUCCCGCCGGUCCGCCGUCGCUCAACUUUACCAUUCAGGACAAGCGGACCGGCAUCGCCAUGUUUGUCAUAUUUACCUUUUUUGACAGUCUUGUACUACCCGUCGGGCUAUACUUUGCCCUGUGGUAUGGAUUCGGGCCGGGGAACCCCACAAACCAACCGCUGAGCGGGAGCAUCGUCAUGACGAUCGUCACGGCCAUCAUCGGGGGCACGAGCCUCUUGGAGCUGCUGCAACGGGCUUGGAGGCUUGGGAAGAAGGAUAGUCGUUGUCGGGUUUUUGGUGCUGAAUGGUGGCACUUUGACUGGUUCGAGUGGUGGUUUAUACUCUGUUGGAUUUUCAUCAUUAUUGAAGUUUCAAUCGCAUUCAUCCCAGACAACCCCAACAAACGCCUCAUGGCAAUGCCCGUCUCAACAGUUCUCCUCAUUUUCGGCACCGUCAGCCUUAUCGUCGAGAUCCUACGUUACUUUUCCAUCCCCUCCCCAGUCCGCAUCUCCUCAAUCCUCAAAGGCUCACAACUACGGCCUGGAAUCUACCCCUUGAUUGAAGACAUCUGCGCCGUCGACGGAUCGGGCAACACGGCUUUCCGCGAGAGCCUGAAUCGGCGGUACACCGACAGCGCCGUGUUCCGAGCCAUGCUGCAGCGGAUGGGAGUCUUUUGGGCGCUGGGCGCAGAGUGUUGCGCAAUCACGACGCUGGCGCUGGUGUUUGCGCUCGACGAUGGUCUUGACGAUUACGCCUACACGAUCGGGUGGGCCCUGCCGUGGGUUUGGGCGGGGCCUUGGGUGCUGGUUACGAUUUUCUACGUCAGGAGGGAGUUGGAGAAGGAGCAGAGGGUCUGGGCGCUCGAGAUGGAAUCGUAUCGUAUAGUGUAG
Molecule: messenger RNA, 1209 nt
Organism: Pyricularia grisea
Lineage: Eukaryota; Fungi; Ascomycota; Sordariomycetes; Magnaporthales; Pyriculariaceae
Exons: 3
Coding region: 1-1209 (402 amino acids)
Source: RefSeq, a predicted model, not a curated record